This is a messenger RNA of Drosophila teissieri, 2934 nucleotides long. It is a transcript of the gene Brf, whose product is annotated as transcription factor IIIB 90 kDa subunit. The record is from RefSeq and is a predicted model, not a curated record. Bases 189 to 2195 code for a protein of 668 amino acids. NCBI's taxonomy places the organism in Eukaryota, Metazoa, Arthropoda, Insecta, Diptera, Drosophilidae. The transcript is spliced from 7 exons. Gene Ontology annotation, molecular function: RNA polymerase III type 3 promoter sequence-specific DNA binding; TBP-class protein binding; RNA polymerase III general transcription initiation factor activity. Gene Ontology annotation, biological process: DNA-templated transcription initiation; transcription by RNA polymerase III; transcription preinitiation complex assembly. Gene Ontology annotation, cellular component: transcription preinitiation complex; nucleus; transcription factor TFIIIB complex.
CGGCGGUUCAAUCAGCUGUUUUCCAAGCGUGUUGACUUCAAUUGGCAACAAAUUGCAAAUUGUUCAAAUAAAAGUCGAAAAAUGCGUUAAAUUGAAAGCAAACCAGUAGUUUAAACUGUCAAAACAGCGGUUAAAAACUAAACCUCGCAGGUGGAAUUGUAUAUUUUAGCAAAGAACGAACAAGAAUCAUGUCGUCGGGCUUAAAAUGUCGCAAUUGCGGAUCCAAUGAGAUCGAGGAAGACAAUGCUCGCGGAGAUCGAGUUUGCAUGAACUGCGGCUCGGUCUUGGAGGAUUCCCUCAUUGUAUCCGAAGUGCAGUUCGAGGAAGUGGGCCAUGGAGCAGCCGCAAUCGGCCAGUUUGUGUCCGCCGAGUCGUCGGGCGGUGCCACCAACUACGGCUACGGCAAGUUCCAGGUGGGAUCGGGCACCGAAUCCCGCGAGGUGACCAUCAAAAAGGCUAAGAAGGACAUCACACUGCUCUGCCAGCAGCUGCAGCUAUCCCAGCACUAUGCGGAUACUGCUUUGAAUUUCUUUAAGAUGGCGCUGAGUAGGCAUCUCACCCGCGGCAGGAAGAGCACCCACAUUUACGCUGCCUGCGUGUACAUGACCUGCAGGACAGAGGGCACCUCCCAUCUCCUCAUCGACAUCAGCGACGUACAACAGAUCUGUUCUUAUGAGCUUGGGCGCACCUACUUAAAGUUAUCGCAUGCCCUUUGUAUCAACAUACCUUCUGUGGACCCGUGUUUGUACAUUAUGCGUUUUGCCAAUCGACUGCAGUUGGGUGCCAAAACGCAUGAGGUUUCUAUGACGGCUCUGAGGAUUGUGCAGCGCAUGAAAAAGGACUGCAUGCACUCGGGACGACGACCCACUGGCCUUUGUGGAGCAGCUCUGCUGAUUGCGGCCCGGAUGCACGAUUUCAGUCGCACCAUGCUGGACGUGAUAGGUGUGGUCAAGAUCCAUGAGUCCACACUUCGGAAGCGCCUUUCGGAGUUUGCUGAAACGCCCUCGGGAGGGCUAACCCUGGAGGAGUUCAUGACCGUUGACCUGGAGCGCGAACAGGAUCCGCCUUCCUUUAAGGCAGCGCGCAAAAAGGAUCGCGAGAGGAUCAAAGAUAUGGGCGAGCACGAGCUAACAGAGUUGCAAAAAGAAAUUGAUGCUCAUCUGGAAAAAGACCUAGGCAAGUACUCAAACUCAGUUUACCGACAACUGACUAAGUGCAAGGGAGGCACUCCACUGAGCUCGCCAAGCACGCCCAAGAGCACCUCGGAAAAGGAUAUCGAACUGGAGGAGUCUAGGCAGUUCAUUGAGCAAUCUAAUGCGGAGGUCAUUAAGGAAUUGAUAGCCAAGAACGAGGACGUAAAGAAGGCCGAACCAGGUGGCUUGGUGGCUGGGAUUGAAGGCCUUCGACCGGAUAUCGAGGCUAUUUGCAGGGUGACCCAGAGCGAUCUGGAGGACGUAGAGAAGGCUAAGCAGCCCCAGGAACAAGAGCUCAUCACCGAUGAUCUGAACGACGACGAACUGGAUCAGUACGUGCUGACUGAGGAUGAGGCGGUGGCCAAGCUGGAAAUGUGGAAGAACCUCAAUGCCGAGUAUCUGCAAGAGCAGAAGGAACGCGACGAGCGGCUGGCCAAGGAACGUGAGGAGGGAAAGCCAGAGCGGAAGAAGCGUAAGCCACGCAAGAAGGUCAUUGGGCCCUCGUCCACAGCCGGCGAGGCCAUCGAAAAGAUGCUGCAAGAGAAGAAGAUCUCCAGUAAGAUCAACUACGAGAUUCUCAAGACCCUGACCGACGGCAUUGGCGGACUGACAGAUGACUCUCCUACAACAAGUGCAGAUACCAAACCGAGCACUCUGGAAGAGCUGAAGCAGCAGCCGGUCAUAGUGGAAGAAGGCCCUGUUCCUUCCAAGAGCAGGGGCAAUAGGGCAACCUACGAUCUGCCCGGACCCAGUAGGAAACGUCCUAAACUAGAGGUGGGUCUGCCGGUCAGCCAAGCUGCCGAUGUGGAGCAGCCGGAUUCCAAGCCAGCAGUUGUGGUGGAAACAGAUGACCUGGACGAAGACGCUGAGGCGGAAGCGGAAGCUGAGGAUCCUGACGUCGAGCCCGAGGCAGAACCAGAGGCCACUCUUCAGGACAUGCUCAACACGGGCGGUGACGACGAUGAGUUCGGCUAUGGUUUUGACGAGGAGGAGGAAUACUAGGCAUAAGCUCGCAUUUAGCGUUUAAAGCAUUUUAGUAUAUACACUCAGAUUCUAUAGUACCCGACCUACUCGUAAUACAAUUAAACUAAGCAUUAAGGGCCGUGCACUUGUUGCCGCCGCGCUAUUUCCUGGGCUCCUUAGCAGUGGAGGCCAUUAAAUCAUGGCCCCCUCCUUGCAGCCAUUUACAUGUUUAAGCCAUGUCGGCGCGAGGAGGCGCUGAGCCGGUACUCCCGAACACUCCGGGCUGGUACUCGUAGCUAGCUUCUAAUUGUUGGCGCUACCGUGGCGCGCCUCCAAGUGCUGCAAAUAAAUAUUUCACUCUUAAUCAUGUUUUGCACUCUGUUUUGCUUGCCUUUCUCCGGCGCUGCAGGCGGCCAGUUCAGCUCAGUUCAGUUCUGUUUAGUUCUGUUCUGUUCAGUUGUUGGCCCGGCCAGGAACUUGGCCCGGCUCCACGGCCAUUGCGUUGAGUGGCAAGUGCCCGGCAAUGAGCUGUUGAGUCUGCCGGGCACUUGUCUCCACGAUUUUAUAGUUAUUAUGUUGUAAUUAGUGUUAAUUUACUUGCCUACGGUUCAGCAAGUCAGCAUCAGUGCUCCCAUAAAGUAUAGCAUAGUUCGGGGCAGUUUCUUGGGGCUCGUUUGCGAGUUUCCAAUUGUGACCGUUUUCCGUUCUGAACAAAUUAGCAAACUGUAAUGUCUCUAUCUUAGAUUAAGUUCAUGACUAGCGGUAAAAUCGUAUUUAU